AACACACAGGUGCUUGCUUCUCUUUUCCUGUUCACCAAAGUCAGAGGCAAGCUAGCUCCAGGGGGGCCUUGUCUGGGUAUGUCUAGGUGGAGCCGGUUCCUAAUAUGAUGGAGAUCAGUCGCGCCAUGACAAUAGCAGAGCACACGAUCCCUCUCGCGGCCGGUUUUUGUGAUCGGGAAACAAGAAAGGGGGGUGAGAAAAUAACCUGCGUGCCGCCAGUGCCCUCGCGCCCGAGAGCCUCGCCGUCAACUCUUCCUUGUGGGCUUCGUAGCAUCUUGCUCUCCCUCUUUUCACCCUAUAAGCUACCACUGCUGGCACUGUCGACGCCAUGCGUUGGCCAGGUCCUACCACGAGUUUCCCUCGUGCAACUUUGUAGGUGGAUAACGUGGCGCAGCUGUCUUUCCCCCCCCGCCGUACCACGACAAAUCACUUUCUCCCAGCACCUGAACUCGACGAUGCUGCCCCUGAAGCACGUUGGAACCCCGAGUCUUCAAAGAUCGGGGGCAGAAUCUCUGGCUUGCUCGUUUCUCAAUCCACCAUCGGUACUUCGCGGGCCAGGACUAGUAUUUUUCGGCGCAUUUGCCAUGUUUACGACAUUCACUCCCACUGCCGAUCCGCUAGAUACCAAGCUCGAGCAAGGAACAUACUCGCCAACUGGACGCCGACGUCAUUCUGCGAUGAGGCCUUUUGGACACAUAAUAAAGCCUAUCUGAAUGACGCUGCCGACGAGUCCGAGGAUGGAGGUUAGGGGACAGUGCGAAUUCAUUGCCAAAGCUGACGGUUGGGUAGUACUUGGCACAGUGCAUCACAGCAAAACCUCAUUUGUUUCGAGUGGCUUUUCCGGAUAAAUGAAUAAAUAAAAAUAAAGGCCUUGUUCACGCCGCAUC
Colletotrichum graminicola M1.001 is the source of this 887-nucleotide messenger RNA. RefSeq lists its product as uncharacterized. The transcript has 4 exons. NCBI's taxonomy places the organism in Eukaryota, Fungi, Ascomycota, Sordariomycetes, Glomerellales, Glomerellaceae. Bases 105 to 713 code for a protein of 202 amino acids. The record is from RefSeq and is a predicted model, not a curated record.